AUGUAUAUGCAAAGUCAGAGUGUAGAAAGGCCGUCUAGAAUACCUCUAAGAUCAUCCAGUCAAUCUGGAAGAGAUAGAGGUAUACCACAAAAUCAAAACAAACAAAGAAGUAAAUCACAAGCUACAUUAGGUUCAUCAGAAACCCCCUUAAAUCAUGGAAAAUUUACACCUCAAAUUGGAUCCAGGAUGACAUCAGGAGCAUCAUCCAAUGCAUCCAGCAAGAAACCAACCUAUUAUAAAGAUCCUAGAAAUUUACAGGAUAAAGAAUUCCAAAGAGAAGCUUCGCAAUUAGUUCAACAUUAUUUCAAAGAAAAAAGCCCUGAAGUUUUGAUAAAUUCCUCUGAAAUCAAACCAAUGACUAUUAAAAUGUUUAUCGCUAUGAUCAAUCAUCUAUUCGAAGUUCUUGGCAUUCUCGAUAAAGGAAUUGAGCCUGUCAGAUUUGCUGCGAGUACAUUCGAAAAAGAGCUGCCAUAUUGGAUGAAGAAAUUAGAAUAUCCUGGUUUGAUUACGAAAGCCUGGCUGCAAACUGUAAAUGUUCCUCAAUAUUGGCCUCAUGUUGUCGGACUUCUUUCUUGGCUUGUGAAACUUUGUUCUGCUAAUUCGUUAUUUAAUAUGGAAGAACAAUUAAAUUUUCCAGAAGAGUAUUUGAGUCAAUGGUGGGGUACAUUUUUUUUUAUGAAAAGCAUGGAAGCUUUUCGAUAUUACAAUGAAGGAAAAGAAGAUGAAUAUAAAGAACUUUGCGUUGAAGUUAUCACUAAACUUCACGAAUUGAAUGGAGUUAGUGACGAUAUUAUGAAUGAACUACAGGCAGAAAUAAAUGAAUUAGAAGAAAAUGUAAAAGAUCCAGUUUUAUUAGCUGAUAAAGAUGCUCAUGACGAAUUGGAAGAACAUUUAAGAGUUCUCGAUUCUCAGCAUCAAAAAUUACUAGAAGAUGUUGAAAAAGAAAAAAUUUACAUUGAUGAACUUGAAAACAAAACGGUCAAAAGUAAAAAAAAUUGCGUUAACAUAAAAAUAGAGAAUACUAAAAAUGAAACGGAAAAAUUAAAAACAGUUGUUGCUACCCAGUCUUUUUCAGUAAACGAUAUUGCAGACAUUCAAAAAAAAACUGGAUACCUCGACAAAGAGAUAAAAUGCUUGGAAAAAGAAUGUGAAGAUUAUUCACAACUUUUAAGUAGAUAUGAUGUAGAAGCACUCGGUGUGAGAGAUAAGAUUUUGCAAAGUUCUCAUGCUUUUAAUAGAAAUAUAAUUCAAUUGGAACAAAUAAUUGUCGAAUUGAAAAAAUUUCACAUUCAUAUCGAUUUAGAAAGUGAAAAUGCAGUUAAUUUUAUGGAAGAAAUGGUUAAAUCUUUAGAAAAACUAAAAACUGAAUACGUGGAAAGAAAUUCAAAAUUGGAAGAAGAUUUAAUAGAAUCAGAAACGAAUAUAGCUAAUAAAAAGAAAAAAUUAAAAGAACUACAAAAUGCUAUUAGAAACGAAGAAAUCAAAAAAGAAGCUAAUCAAUUGGAAAAUGCAAAGUAUGAAACAUUGACGAAAAAUUUUGAAAAGAAAGAAAAAUAUUGGCUCGAUUUUUGGAGUAACGUCGAAGACAAAUGGCGAGCCAUUCCCGAUACUUUAGAAUCGUUAUUGGAAACUGUUAAUAAACAAAAUAAUGAAUUAGAAGAAGUUAUCAAAAGAGAAAAAUUAAUACAAAAAUGA
Molecule: messenger RNA, 1695 nt
Organism: Pediculus humanus corporis (human body louse)
Lineage: Eukaryota; Metazoa; Arthropoda; Insecta; Psocodea; Pediculidae
Exons: 9
Coding region: 1-1695 (564 amino acids)
Biological process (GO): attachment of mitotic spindle microtubules to kinetochore
Cellular component (GO): Ndc80 complex
Source: RefSeq, a predicted model, not a curated record